Molecule: messenger RNA, 816 nt
Organism: Exophiala aquamarina CBS 119918
Lineage: Eukaryota; Fungi; Ascomycota; Eurotiomycetes; Chaetothyriales; Herpotrichiellaceae
Exons: 1
Coding region: 1-816 (271 amino acids)
Molecular function (GO): acyltransferase activity, transferring groups other than amino-acyl groups
Source: RefSeq, a predicted model, not a curated record
AUGACUUCGAGAAGCACGAGCGAUUUCGAUCCAUUCAAUAUCACCAUUCCCCUCGACCAAUUCGACUUGGUACUGUCCGUUCCACACCAAUCUGACGGAGAGACAACACUGAAGGCGCUCAACGACCCGCGUGUGUACAUGAACCUCGAAGGGCCUCCAUACCCCUACACGCCCAAAGAUCGGGACACCUGGUAUAAGAUUGUCAGGGACGGAGCAGAUUUUCACCAGCAGCAAUGGGUUGAGCUUAUGAAGAACCGCGCUGACGAUAUAAGAGGAGACAGCCAGAAGGAUGCCGCUGCCGGUAGCAACCACAGAAAAUGGGUCGGUGGUGGCCAGUGGGCUUCCACAAUCCGAGCAAAAGUGCGGCAGUCUGGACCUGUUGCACAAGGAACAACGUAUCCUUUCAUUGGUGAGAUCACAGUUCGUCGCAGUGGAUUUCCGUAUAUUCGGGAUACUGAGGUUCGGCGCAAGACAGUUGGAGUAAACGCGGAGCUUCCUCCUGGAGAUCCCAAUAUAGUAUGGGAAGUUGGCUUCUACUUGAUCCCCGAGUACCAUGGUAAGGGCAUCAUGUCUGUAGUCUUGACCAACUUGAGAGAUCAGUUCUUGGUACCAUACAUGAACGUACACCGGCUGAUUGGGACCUACUUUGAACACAAUGUGCCGAGCAGACGAGUCUUUGAGAAAUGUGGAUUCCAAUUCUUGACCUUCGUGCCGAAAGGGGCCACGUUGGCGCAAUCGAAGAUUGACGCAUCCGGAUUGAAAGACGGAGAAAUUGGAAUAGGGGUUAUGGAGUGGCAGAGCACUGGUGCUGCAUGA